GCGUCGCGCAUUUGUCCAUGGAUGGAUCUUUUUUUUCUCCCCUUCUCCUUUUAAAAGCCCUAAAGGUAUAUGCGCGGGGAAUCUAGGGCGGUCCAAUGAUCGUCUCUCGUCGCCUUGCUUCUUCGUCUUCGUCUCUCCUCCACCAGUCAUGGCGGAGCGGCGGCGGAGCGAGCGCAUUGCAAGCGCGGCAUGUGAAGAAGCUCCUCCAGGUCAUUCUCACGGAGCCCGUGGAUCGGCUGGGAGAGGCUGGAGACAUUGUCAAGGUUUCCGCUGGCUAUGCGCGGAAUUAUCUUUGUCCACAGCUCAAGGCCAUGCCUGCGAUCGAGAAAUACGUUAACUUGGUCAAGCAAAAUCUCAAGUUCUUUCCACCAACAGUCGCCAAAGAGGACGAAGAACAAGCGGAGAGACAAAAGCAAGACAAGAUCCAAAGGAGGGACAUCGAGAGAAUGCUCCAUCGAUUCGAUACCCGUGGCCUGGUUCUCUACAAAAUCAUCAAGGAUCCCACCACACUGCGAUUCCCCGUCACUGCUCGCGACUUGGUACCCGAGGUAGCGAGGCAACUCCAGAUCGAAGUGGUGGAGCGGCACUUCGAUCUCCCGGAGCCGCUCACGCAACUCGGCCACUUCCAAGUACCAAUCCGGCUACCACCCGACUUGCCACUCCCGGGAGGUAAGCGCACCAUGUUCCUCAAAGUGAGAAUUCGCAGGAAGAACUACCUCCACGACCGGGUCUAUCUCCCACCAAAGUAUCCAAACGGUGCUCCUCCAUCCAAGAAACCCAAAGACUAGAAAUAAGCUCUCUCUCUCUCUUUUCUUCACAUAAAUCAAACCAUAUUAUUUUGUGAUCAAA
Messenger RNA from Selaginella moellendorffii, 849 nucleotides. RefSeq names its product 50S ribosomal protein L9-like. Gene Ontology annotation, molecular function: structural constituent of ribosome. The record is from RefSeq and is a predicted model, not a curated record. NCBI's taxonomy places the organism in Eukaryota, Viridiplantae, Streptophyta, Lycopodiopsida, Selaginellales, Selaginellaceae. Gene Ontology annotation, biological process: translation. Bases 96 to 788 code for a protein of 230 amino acids. The transcript is spliced from 6 exons. Gene Ontology annotation, cellular component: ribosome; mitochondrion.